AUGGACUAUUCACACCGUGACGCUGUGGAUGCAUGUUUCAAGACACUGAUGCGAAUCAACCCUACCUCUCUCAGCAAGGUUUUCGCGACCCUUGGGUCCAUAAGUCCACAUACCUUCCAUGUUGCCCAAACUACUCAGCUCAUUCACCACCUCGAACCAGUCCCGGGCAUCCGUUUCUCCAGUCGCCAGGACGCCAGACAGUCCAACAACCCGGUCGAUGUACACUUGAACUCCGAUGGCGAGCUCUAUGCUCAUAGAGCCGGGGUAAAUGUGCUUGCGAUCGAUCAUUAUGACGGACGAUUUUUGGUCUCUGGUGGCGCCGACCCCUCGAUCCAUCUAUGGGACUUGGAAAGCAGAGGCUCAGAACUUGGCCAUGUCCAUACAUCUGUCGCCUCAGUCACUAAAUUGUCGCAUGAAGACGCGCAUACGCACGCUAUUACCUCGGUAUCGAUAUACCCAUUUGACCCCGCGCCGUCGACCAUACUCACAACGUCGCGCGAUUGUACGCUCAAACUGUCAGCUCUCGAGCCAGCCGCCAUCACACCGGUACAUACCUUCAACCUCGACUGCACACCGUACUCCCACUCCCUAUCACCCCACCCCGCAUCACCGCUCCUCAUCGCGGUCGGAACAGCCGAGAAGCCAGUGCGACUACUGGACCUACGCUCAGGACUAUCCACCCACGGCCUACCCGGCCAUUCCUCCUCAGUCCUAUCGGUCUCUUGGGCCCCCCAUCGACCCCACAUCCUAGCCUCGGCGUCUGAAGAUAACAGAGUAAUUCUCUUCGACAUCCGCCGCGGAGGCCACAACUCCGCCAUCGCGACCCUGGAUAUGGACGACGCAGUCGGCCUCGUGCCGCCCCGCAGCGCACCACCAAACUACCAAAGCCGUCCGGCCUUCUCCCCACACGCGCGCGCACACAACGGCGCUGUAACGGGCGUGCGCUGGACCUCUACCGGCUCACACUUGGUAACAGCAGGGCAGGACGCGCGGAUCCGCGUCUGGGACGCAUCAACGGGCGCAAAUACACUGGUCCAUUUCGGCCCGCGGGUCCGCAACGCCGUGUCCUCCCAUCUGGCUGAAAGAGUGCCUUUACUCUUGCCAAAGGGUGUCAUGGGUCCCGGGCAGGAGACGCUCCUGUGGCCCAAUUUCAACGAUACCGAUGACCGCGGCGAGAUCUUCAUGUUUGAGCUCCGUGAGGGGACGUUCGUUAAGCGGCUUAAGGUGCCCGGUCUCAUGGUUGGGCAGCAGGGUGUUCUUGGACGCCCUACUGCUCUCAGUGCGGCACGGGUUAACUCGCUCGUGUGGCGGGGCAAUGGGGCGUCGGGCGAGGGUAUGGAGAUGUUCUCUGCUCAUGGGGAUGGGACAAUUCGCGCCUGGGUAUCGCGGGAACCGGAGGGAGAACCGGAUGAAAGCGAAGAAGCCGAGCAAGCGGAUCGGAAACGCAAACGGGAUGUCCUGGAAGAGAUAUACAAGGGUUUCAUGCAAUAA
Aspergillus alliaceus is the source of this 1491-nucleotide messenger RNA. Its product is annotated as WD repeat protein. Gene Ontology annotation, molecular function: protein binding. Gene Ontology annotation, cellular component: nucleotide-excision repair complex; Cul4A-RING E3 ubiquitin ligase complex. Lineage: Eukaryota; Fungi; Ascomycota; Eurotiomycetes; Eurotiales; Aspergillaceae. Gene Ontology annotation, biological process: proteasome-mediated ubiquitin-dependent protein catabolic process; transcription-coupled nucleotide-excision repair; protein polyubiquitination. The transcript is spliced from 3 exons. Bases 1 to 1491 code for a protein of 496 amino acids. The record is from RefSeq and is a predicted model, not a curated record.